CUUAUUUAUUCCUGAUAGUCUCCCUUGGCUUACAAACAGGAAUAGAGAACCCAAUACCGGAGAGAGAGAUUACACGAAACCUACUAGGCCUUUUAGAAGAUUUUAAUGGCAAUCAGAUCUUCGUAUCUUCACUGUUACACUACAUAAGCCAUGCCUACUACAAUCAAGAAAACCAGAAAACUACUCUUCCAUUCAAGUAAUCACGAAUGCCAGGAGUCCCAGGGCGGAGAAGCUGAACUACAUAAACAUUUUGAAAAUUGUAGUAAGAAUCCAGGUCAUGUGCAGUUUAUACCAGUUGAAGAGUUCGCUUGGAAACACUUGCCAAAAGGUCAUCGAGGCCAAGCUUUAUAUGAUCUCAUCAAAACCACUGCUGACCUGACAGUUAGAGUUGCAGUAGGUAAUACUAGUCUCAAAAGGCCAGAUGUUUGGGCUGAAACACUUUCCUUGUACCCAUUCUCCGAUAAGAGGGGCCAAAAAAAUUUUAGAACCGGAAGUGGGAUGAUUUGGUACGUGGAUAAAUUUACCGAUGGGACAAAACAAGAUGGAGGCAAACAUUGGAAAAAAUACAAAAAGUGUUGGUGUAGAAAUUGCCAAUAUUCUGAGUCACCCAACAAUGUUUGGUGGGAUUUCAAAGUAUAUACCGCCACGCAUGUGGUUUUUGACGAAAUGGAGGCUAGUCACACGUAUUUGAGAUUGUUUUAUGAUAAGAACGAUAGCCCUGAAGUUAUUGUUGACAGAGUGAAUGUUGAUUACACACACGUCGAACACGACCGGUGUCUGUUGAAUUGUGUGACCUGUGACGAAACAGUAGGACAACGUUUAGAAGUCAUGUGGAGACGGUAUAGAGAGACAUGGCCAAAGGUCAGGAGGAUAUACAGGGAAUCAAAACAUGUUGACAGGCUAACAUUUAUAGUUUCUCAUCCUCAUGGUUGUUCUAAACAGAUCAGUGUUGGUCAGUGGAAAAAUAAAUACCAAAUGGGCAAUAGAUUUAAGUAUAAAUUCACCUAUACGACAUGUACAUGUCCAGGAAGUAGUGGAGCUUAUGUCCACUGCGUAGGGUAUAAUAGAUGGGCAACCCAACUAGCGCACAGCGGAACAAGUACUGAAGGCAAUUUUAGCGGGGCUGGUUUUAUUAUGUGAGAUUUAUAGCGUAUAUAGUCCUACUUGAAAUUGAACGUGUAGGAAUCGUCUCCAUGUAAAUGUAGCCUAUAUAAACAAUAUAUAUAGUAGAUGCUCAUCUGGGAACGAAGGUGUUACCAGCACAACGACCAACCAUCUUUCCUUACCCAAGGUUAGAUUUGGUUGGACUCAGGAGCGUCCUUGAAGUCCCAAAGAUUAGACACAGCCUUCAACCUGAGACCUCUCCCGGAAGCCAAGCGUUUAACUAGUCAGUCACAAUGUCACAUAUGGGCUUUACAUCAUCAGCCCCAGAGAUUGCAAAUAGGCCUACCACUACCUUACGGCAGAUUUAAAUGUGCAAUGCAAAUGAUAAAAUAUAUAUUAAUCACUGAUGUAUAUAUUAAAUAAAUAUGUUACUGGCAAAGUGUGAAGUGCAGGCUUUCUAUAAAGAGCUUGGCGUUUUUAUGCAAAGUACGAAAUGAUUCUCAAUUCCCUGCUUAAGACAAGGUAAAAUUGUCUCAUUUAGAAAGAUAUUUAUAAAUUAAAUAUACGUGAAUAAAAAAUACAAAUGAACAACAGGUCCAUGUCUUUAUACCCUAUGCUAAGUACAAUUUCAAUUUUUAAAUAAUCAAAUAACGCUUUAAAUCAAUAGUACUUUAAAAUAGUAAUAUAGAUUAGUAAAUAUAAAAUUGUUGUUUCUUCUAACUAGACUACAAUAAUAAAUUGCAAGAUACCGAAAAUUUGAGCGGAUAAAAUUGUCCGCUAUAGUCUACAUGCAACAGCAAAAGAGGAUCUUAUCUAAUCUUAUAAAAUACAGACGUUACUUUAAAAUAAAAGAAAAUGAUUACGUCCUACGCGUGUUUCUAGUUCAAUCUAGUCAUGCAUGUUAACCAAUGACUUAAAUUUUGCCACGUCAUUGAUUUUCCUGGUUGGCUCAGGCAGCCCAUUUGUACAAAUUUGUCCUAGUAUAUGGAACGAGGAAUGUGUCUUUAUCUUUGUGUUUUUCUGAGUAAUUCAUACACUUUAAGAAGCUGUGCUUAUUUUAAAAUAUUUUUGUUAGUUUCUUCUUAACUACAAAUAGAAAUAACAAUAUACCUAACAAUGUUUCAAUAAGUUGUCUUAGCUUAUAGGCCUAUUAUGAAAUGGUAAUUUAAAUCUGCCGAUAAAGCUAAGGCCAGUCUCGUCAAGCAUAUAGGCCUAUUUUAUUGGUAUUUACAUGUCCCAACUUUUUCUUAGUCUUCUGUACUUAUAAAAUUAUCUUAUGUCGAGAAAAAACUCCAUGAGACCCACUGAGGCUUACCAGAGACUUUCAAGCCCAUAGGAGGACCAUGAAGGAGACAACGCAUAACUAGAUUGACCUAGGAACAUGCGUGGGACGUAAUCAUCUUCUUUUUUUUUGAAGUAACGUCUGUAUUUUAUAAGAUAAGAUAAGCCUUACAGAGGAGUAAAGAAAAUACAGACGAGACAAAGUGAACAUUAAAAACUAGGCGUAUAACUAUUUAAUGAAAAAUGUAAGUAAAUCAUAGGCUGUAAAAAUAAAUAUUAUGUUAGGUAUCAUACGUUUCUCAGACGAGUUGACUUUUAGAACUGAAAACAUCGAAAAAACAACAACACAAUAAGUAUGUAACUCCAUGUCCGACAUUUUCUUCCAAUAGUAUUUAAUGGGGGGAGGGGGAAAGCUUUUCAUUGGGUAAUGUUAUUCUAUCUUCGUUUUUUUUUUUUUAAAUCUAGAUCAACCUGAUGGCAAGGAUUUAAAUGGGAAAAUACCUUACUGUUUAUUUCUAUUUUAUAAAAUAGUACAGCGAGUUGAUUAUUCUGGCUUUUAAACUCAAUUUCAAGUUUAUUUAUAAUCGUGUAUAAGCACUUUUUUUUCAAUGACAAAACAUGUUUUGCCAUCUCAAAAGAAAAAUGAAUUGCACUAAGUCUUUAAUAUGAUAAAUUAGCGAUUAUAAAAAAAAAAACACUUUUAUCCGCUAAUAAAUCAAGAUCUAGUCAAGUGGUUCUUUCUUAGUAGUUGUAUUAGGCUUGAUCCGAGACAAACCGUUACAACGGUUUUAAUGUUCUAAUGAUUAUUCUCGCUUGAUCACCUAUGAGAGCCUAUUUUCUUUCAGUCUCUUAUCCAACACAACGGGAAACAUCUUUUGUACCAACUUGGCCUUGGCAAAGUAGGAAAUCAAGAAUCCAUGUCGUACUCCGCCCUUUACCUGUAGGCAUCCUAUAGGACUUAGCCGCUAACAUAUGUAUACCCUGGAUCACUAAUGUACAGAAUGUUUAUUAUGAAAAUAUUAUUUAUAUUACAAUUUGUAAUUACAUUUGUUAUACUGAGACAUCAAGAGAAUGCCGUUUUAAUAUACUUAGUUGC
This is a messenger RNA of Biomphalaria glabrata, 3481 nucleotides long. RefSeq lists its product as uncharacterized. The coding region runs from base 151 to 1140 and encodes 329 amino acids. Lineage: Eukaryota; Metazoa; Mollusca; Gastropoda; Planorbidae. The record is from RefSeq and is a predicted model, not a curated record. The transcript is spliced from 3 exons.